AUUAUAAACUACAUGUACACGACUACCAGAAAAGCAUUUCUAAGAAGAUCAAAAGAAGGCUAAGCCUAAGCAAGGCUGUGAUUGGCUGUCGUACUGAGUUGCCUUAAAACAAAAUGGCGGCCUACAUGAGAAACUCCGAACAGAACGACAACGUCGAAAGUGAGAGUAGUACAUGUACAUCACGUGAUGAAGAAAUGCAUACUUCCAAGAACAUAGGAGACAACGCAGCCGCAAGGCAGAGCAUGUUUGCUCACAUCGCAGCCAGCAAGGUGCUGAUCAAAAGCCAGCAACGGGGCGAGGAAGACCUCAGCCCAAAAGAGAAGCUCAGUAUCCUGUCAGAGCUACUGGACCACAAGCCCGCCAUCUUCCUCGAACGCUUCAACACUUUCCUACGUGAGGAAGAUCUGGACCUCUUCAAGCAUCUCGCCGGGGACUACGAAAUAGACUUCUUCCUCAAGCAGGCAAGGAAGAGGUUGAAUGCCGGGAAAUCACUGACAGGAGUGAGAAACCGGCGCUAUGAGGCUCUUAAAAAACUUGAGAAGGAGGGUACCUAUUUUGAGGACAAGGCCAUGAAAGAUCGCGACCCUCUGAUGUUUGAGGAGUAUAUCGGGCAGUACAUGACCGAGGAAGAGAGAAAGGGGCUGCUAAAACCCAUUGACCACAGUGACAUGAGAUUCUCUAGUAUUCUGAUGACAUUCAUGGAUGAGCAGGAGAUCAAGGAGUUGCACAAGAGGCAGAAACAAGAGGAAGAUGACAUGAUGGAAGAAGAAGAGGAGGAAGAGGAGGACGAGGAGGAAGAUGAAGAUGACAGUGAAGAUGAGGGUGUUUAUGGAGCAUCUUCAAGUACCAGGCGACAGCCAGGUGGGGCAGCCAAGGAAUGGGAACCAACACCAGCAACGGAAGAGGAAAAAGCUAUAAUGAGACAGGAAUUCCUCAAUCACAUGCACCAGAGAUUCCUGAGCGGUCAGGAAACGGACUUUGACUACUCGGCCGUUGACAGCAAUGUAGAGUACGACUCGCUCGUGCUCAGAGCUCAGGACGAAGAGGAGCAUUACUUUGACCAGGAGGCGGCAGAAACCUGGAGCUUGGGGUCGGAGGAGAGGACAGACGUUGAGAACAAAGAUGCUGAUUGUGAUUUUGAUGAAUUUGCAAUGGCAGAUGUUGAAAACAGGACAGGUGGAACCUUAUCUGGCAAGACUAGAGAAGGGAAAUUCAGUAUGGCCCCAAAGGAAAUGAAUAUCAAUACAAGUACUGUGAAGCCAGAGGAUAUGCAAACUUGAUGGAGUAGAAUGCUUGGAGAGCUUUUGAGGAUUUGUGGCAUCGGUGUGUGGUUCUGGAGUUCAUAGCCCUACUCCAGUCUGUUCGUCUGCAACCUCAACUCCAUGGGCUGCGUGCGCAUUCCUUAUUAGCUAACCCUGGCAGUGUGGAAUACGAAGAUGACGCUGAUUGACUAUUCAGAACCUACUGCGCGUGUAUUUCAAAGGCUACAUCACAUAAUAGGCCUAUGCGCUCGCGUUAUCCUGCACGACAUGUCAUAUACAAACAUUUCUUUUCAAGAAUGUCAACGCCUCUGCGAUAUUUACAGUGUUGUAAAAGGGACGUCAGAGGUGUGCACGUUAUAAAUUCUAGCAACGCGACGUCAAAAUCUCAUGUCUGAAAGGAUUUAUUCUACAAAUUAAAAAACUUCACAAUUGAAAGCAGUGUUGCGCAUUUAACACAUCGAAUCAAGUCCUAAUUCAAAUCUCCCAAAUAGUGGGAUAUUUACAUUACAAAAUACCAGGGGUUGAGAUCCCGCAAGGCAUGAUGGGAACCAACAUGGUGCAGCAAGAUCUGACCCGUGAGAACGAGGUUGGUCAUCUAUGAUUGUUGAAAUAAACACAUGCACAGCUUAUAUUCUAUGAAAUAUGUUUAUUAUAGUUCUUACUCUUAAAACCAGUGCAUGAAUCAACAAAACCUGAUUUUAAAUCGUUCACAACGUUAAUUACCCAACACAAUAUUAGUCCUCACUCAAAGAAAAACAUUCUCAUGAUGUUUCAAAUAAAAUAAAAUGCAAGAAUAUGAUAUAAGCGUGAAUAAAAAUAUAUUAAUGCUCAGCCCAACCAUCUUCACAUAAGUUCUCAAUGGAAAGAAUACAAUAGCACAACAAAAAUAAGAUGUGAUUCGUUUCUCAAAGUGAUAAGGAAGUGGACAUGUGUUCUGACUUGCAAUCAUUGUAAACACACACACAAAAUUCCAAAGCCAAAGAAAAAAAACAGUUACAUGUAAGUAUCGUUUUCCAACGUAAAUAUACUCAGGCAGUGCUCUCAAUUUAAAUUUUCAGCAAAGUCCUAUUUUGAAAACUUUUCAUUUUUACCAAGGUAAAAGUGUGUAAACUCAUACAUUUAUUGAAAAGGUGUACAUGUAAGUACAAUACAUGUAGUAAUGUCUGAUAAAUUAUCUGUUGGUAGCUGUCAUAAAAGGUCAAGUGAUAUUAUUGUUUCUGUAUUUUUUUUUUACAAACAUGACAAAAAUGAAAAGGCAAGAAUAAAACGAAUGUACAAAUUCAAGCAAAUACAUGAAAAAGUCUAUGAAAUAAUCUGACAAUACGUCAAAAGGACAAGUGAAAAGUAUCAUGUCAAUUAUUAAGGUUGAUUUACUGGGCACGAAAAGGGAUUUUCAUUGCAUGUGUUGACAUUCAUUGUCAAUUAUUACACCUAGUCCUAAAAAACAGUCCUCUAUGGUGGCUUCGAAGAGACAUCGUGAAUAUGGAUGUUACUAUUCACAAUAGAACUCACGAAUUGCUCCACAUAGCGAUUGACGAAAAAUUCACGUCUCACUCUCCGUUCGCAAAUAUUGACGUUAAUAUUCCCGAAUAUUGACGUCAAUUCCUGAACACUGACGUGAAGUUUUCGAUGCAACUAUUGACGCCAAUAUUUGCUACUGGAGAGCGCGAUGAAAUUUUUGUCGUGAAUAUUGAUGUCAGCAUUCGCAAAUUGCGAUGUCCCUUGAAAGCCACCAUAGUCCUCCCUUCUCUAUUUUGCUCAUACAUUGUGAACAUAUUUAGUGUAAUUCUGCAUAAUUGAUGUGCAAGAUUAUAUCACUACAACUUUGAAAAAAAAUCAUGUGUUUUCCGGUCUCAUGGUAGGACGAAUUGAUUCCUGGACACCAUAUACUAAAACAACUCUGACUCAAGGCCAGGCACCAGACUAUUCCAAAUGAUAAUGUGCAUGAUCUUUUAACAUGCAAACGAUCCAGUAUUAAACAGGGCGAGAAAGCAGCUAGUAGGAGCAUACUGCUCGACUCCAUGGGGACAAGGUUGUCUCUCUCGCUUCAAUGUCAUAGGACCCUGACUUUGGAGGCUGUGGCUCAAUAUGGAUCCAUGCUUUCGGAACAUCCAUGCUUUCGAAACAUCAAAUCCUAUGAUUUGAGGCCAAAUUCAUAGCAUUUUCAUUUGGUUUUAUUAAAAUUAUUCUGAAGGCAAGGAUCAAGCCAAAGUCAAGGUUUUAAAAACACUAUAAAAGGUUGAACAGGAAGCAAUCUCUACCGGUAAGCCACCCCCCCCCAAAAAAAAAAUGUCACCAUGGGGUUAUUCUGUGUCAAAUCACCUGGUGGGUCAAACCCCACCCCCUUCAAAUUAGUUCAUAUUUGUUGUAUGGGGUAAUAUUGGUUGAAAAAGCUGAAAUCUUAAAAAAGUUUUAGCGCCACCUCUAUAUCAACCCCAUACACUAAAUAUGAACUAAUUGCAGGCAUGCAACUUUUCCUCGGAUCUGCUGAUUUCCUCGUUUUUUACUUCUCAUGAAUGCCAUUACCAAUUGAAAUACACUGUACAAAGUCUUGUGUGGUUUGGAAUUUCCUGGGUUUUUUUCUCAAAAUUCCCAGUACCAUGCCUGUAAUUGAAAGGGGGUGGGGUUUAAACUUUCAAAUUUUGGGGUGACUUGGCACGGAAUGAACCCAUGUCAAAAAAUUAUCACACAAUCAAAAUUGUGGAAACUGUCUUUGCAACAUAAAGAUAUCCAUUUGGAGAGAGCGUUGAAUGGAAAUAUAUUAGUACAGAUUAUAAAAGUUUCUCAAUUUAUGUAUACUUCACUGAUAUGGAAGGUUUCAAUACAAUUUUUAAAUUUGAGCUGGGAAAUUGGAAAAUAACCAAAUACUAACAUUAAAAGGCAAGAAUAUAAAAAUCUAGUAAUUAUCAAUGAAUACAUGCAUGAUUUCUUUUCAGUAACACACAUUCAUAAAUACCUGAGACUGUUUACUUAUUCCAUAUAAGGAGAUUUUUAGCACUACACGCGUGAGGCAAAUACUAUGUACCAUAAACAUGGCUAGAUGGGUGAUCAUAAAGUAUGAAG
Molecule: messenger RNA, 4325 nt
Organism: Patiria miniata (bat star)
Lineage: Eukaryota; Metazoa; Echinodermata; Asteroidea; Valvatida; Asterinidae
Product: coiled-coil domain-containing protein 97-like
Exons: 3
Coding region: 114-1280 (388 amino acids)
Source: RefSeq, a predicted model, not a curated record